AUCCAGCUCACUUCUGCUCUUGUACUUUAUAGACAUUUAGGCUGAAACUCAUCAACAUUUUUCUCUUCUACAAUUUGAUCAGUUUUUUUUUUUUAGUUCUUUUAACUGUCUCCAAUCAACACUCCAAUGGAGAAAAAAAUCGACAUUGUCUGUCAUGAGUGUGAUCCUUCAAGUGCUACACAAGUUCCAGAGGCUCUUUUAAGGUCGGAAGGAGAAUUGACAUCCAUUAAAGCUAGGCAGAAAAAAGUGCGGGAAGCACUUAAAAAAUUUAAUGUUAUUAUACCAGAGGAUAAAGAGCCUCCUGUAAUUGCUGUUUUGGGAUCUGGUGGUGGACUUCGUGCCAUGGUUGGUUUUCUUGGUGUCCUUGGUGAACUGGCCAGAGAAGGUCUUCUGGAUGUUAUUACAUAUAUUUGUGGCAUCUCUGGAUCAACCUGGACUAUGUCUACCCUGUAUAAUAAUGAAAAGUGGUCAUCAUGCAUGGUUGAGAUGGAGCAUCAGAUAAUUGAGCGUCUAUUAAAUCCCUCAAUGAACUUGGAAAAAAUGUGGGAAAAGCUAAAACGGAGUUUUUCUGAAGAAAUGUUUUCACUGACUGAUUUUUGGGCAUACGUGUUUGUUCAUAAAGUCAUUAGUGAAAUUAAUGAAAAAACAUUGUCCAAUCAUCAGACAUCUUGUGAGAUUGGAGAAAAUCCUUAUCCUGUCUAUGCUGCUAUAGAAAAGGACUCUCUAAAUAAAUUUCAGCCAGGGGCCUGGGUCGAGUUUACACCUCACCUGGUUGGAUUCCCAGCAUACAAUUCAUUUGUCAGAACUGAGCUCCUGGGCAGUCAAUUCAGUGAAGGGAAAUUAGUGAAGAAUUAUCCAGAGUGGGACAUCUGUUAUCUCCAAGGAAUGUGGGGCAGUGCGCCUGCAAAUAAUAAUGCAAUUAAAAAUUUCAUCAAAGACAGAAUUCAUAAACUUUUCCCGAAUAUUACAAAUGAAGGGUCCGGCAGUGAGGUUCGUCAGCUAUCAAAUAUUGAAGGAUCACAGGACUCAGAGGAACCCUGCUUGUGCAAUGGAUGCCAAAAGGUGGUGUCCUUACUCUCAAACCAUGAUCUUCUUGAGAUGACCCAUGCAAAGAUGGAGAUGUUGUUUGGGGAUUCUGAUAAAAAUGUAGAAGGUUUUUGCGAAAAAGUGAAUCUGGUACAAAAUAUACUGCAAUGUUUUGUCCAUUGGAAGUGGGGAACCACUAAUAACUUUCUGUACAAAUGGAGCAGUAAUAUCCCCGAUGACCUCCACAGCAAAGAGUACUUAUCUCUAAUUGAUGCCGGACUGGAAAUAAAUUCUGCAUACCCAUUAAUGUUACCACCUAAUCGCAAAAUAGAUCUUAUUUUGUCUUUUGACUUCAGUGAAGCAGAUCCUUUCUUGACACUAAAAAACACAAAUGAAUAUUGCAAGAUAAAUGGAAUUCCCUUUGUCAAAUUUAACAUAGAAGAUUCCGAAUGUGAAGAGCCAUCUCAAAGUUGCUAUGUGUUUGAAGAAGAUGGCAAAGGGGCUCCUGAUGUGAUGCAUUUUCCUCUUUUUAACAAGCAGAGCUGUGAAGGUAAAAUCCUUGAACUUAGGAAGAAAUAUGUUACUGCCAAUAUGUUUUAUGAUGAAUCAGAGCUUACAGAGGUUUUGAAGAUAGCCAAACAAAAUGUGGAGCUAAAUAAAGAUCGGAUACUAGAGAAAAUUUUGCAAGUCCAGCAGUGUAAAUCAUCUGUUUCAACUCCAUCUGUUUCCUUAAAAGGGUUGGCCAACAAAACAACAUUAUCCAUAGAAUAGGUGAUAUGUGAAUAAUCGCUGGGUCUGACUGUUGGGACCCCCACUGAUCACAGAGGUUCCCAAGUCCUCUGUGUAAAUGGAGUAGCAGCUUGCGUGUGUGAACACCACUCUAUUCACUUUGAUGGGACUGCCAGAGAUAACAGAGCAAUGUAGUCAGCAGUCCUAUAGACACUGAAUGGAACAGUGGCCAUGCACUACUGUUCCAUACACACAGUGGACUUAGGGAUCCCCACUCUCAUGAUCAUUGCAGUCCCAGCACUCCGACCCCUAGCAAUCUUAUAUGUAUCAUCUAUCCUGUAAGUAGCCAAAAAGUCAACAUCUAUACUUAAACAAAAACAAUAAAAUCCUGCAGUUUUCGCACUGGCCACUAAGCCUAAUAAUUGCCG
This is a messenger RNA of Bufo bufo (common toad), 2183 nucleotides long. It is a transcript of the gene PLA2G4C, whose product is annotated as phospholipase A2 group IVC. The transcript has 15 exons. Gene Ontology annotation, molecular function: calcium ion binding; calcium-dependent phospholipid binding. The record is from RefSeq and is a predicted model, not a curated record. Gene Ontology annotation, biological process: glycerophospholipid catabolic process. The coding region runs from base 127 to 1797 and encodes 556 amino acids. NCBI's taxonomy places the organism in Eukaryota, Metazoa, Chordata, Amphibia, Anura, Bufonidae. Gene Ontology annotation, cellular component: nuclear envelope; nucleoplasm; cytosol.